AUGACAAGAUCGGAUUUUAAAAAAGAAAGUAGAAAUAAAAAGGAAGAAUUAAAAUAUCCAUGCUCACCACGAAGCCAGAAAUGGAUAUCGAAUCUGCUUCCGGUACUGGAAAGUUAUAAUUACAACUAUAUGGAUAUAAUUAAGUUGGUAAAAGGCUGUGAUUAUAACGCGGAUAAAAUACAAAUUGAAGUGGAGAGAAUAAUGCAAAUGAAAUUGGGUCACGAACAAGGAGAAUGGGAAUUGGUGAAGCCGAACACGAAAAAUGAAAAGAAUCCAUCGAAAACACAGUCAUCAGGAUCAAACAGUUUUUCAAGCAGCUCUAAGUAUAAGCAGAAAAGCUAUAACAAAGAUGAAAGACCAAAAAGGCCCAUGAAAGUGUCACCAAACACGAGAGUGGAAACGAAGCCAGAAAAGCCCGAAAGCGAAGACGAAAAGAAGGAGCUAUUCACAUCAUGGGCGUCGCUCCUGAAGAGAGACUCAAUGUCAUCAUCGUCAAACCUAAGUUCAUCGAAUAUGACGACGAAAUUGGGGACCAACCUGCCGACAAGCACAUCACAGUCGACAGUACCGUCGAGCAUAGCACAGCCAGUUGAUAAAUUGUCAUCACUAGCAACAAAAUCAGGUUUAACCGAAAAUCCAAGGCUGGGAGAACAGCCAAAACCACAGGAACAACGGACACAGGAAAAACCAGAGAGGCCUAAGGAGAGACCAGCAGUAGUUAUGCCAAAGGAGUUCGACUUCAACGAAAGCAGGUUCACGUUCGGAUGCCUCGAGGACGAGAUGUGGACGAAGCAGUGGCCAGACUGGAGGCACUUCCAGAAGCCGAGAACCAACAGGAUGACGGAAAGGCCGCAGAACGAAGUGUUCCCGAACUACUACGACCGAAAGGGGUUCUACUUCGAAGACCCGAAAAAGUUCGACAGGUUCCACGUGUCAAACUCAGGGUCGAACCUGCAGCCAGUAAACAACAACGCGAACAUGGCGCCAGUAAACACGAACAGCAACAUGGGCCCCGUCACCGGGAACAACAGCAACCUGUCCUCGGGAAACCUGGGCAGCAGCAACAUGGGCCCGAACUCGCUGGGAGGCGGAAACAUGUCAGCCAAGGACGGCGUGUACUUCACGUACCCGUACUCCAACGACAGGCUCCAAAAUCCACCAGGACUUGUGAGCUACUACACGCCGCAGCCGUUCUACCCCUUCGGGAACAACAACAACGUCACCUCAAUGUGGCAGAAUUAA
Molecule: messenger RNA, 1242 nt
Organism: Theileria orientalis strain Shintoku
Lineage: Eukaryota; Apicomplexa; Aconoidasida; Piroplasmida; Theileriidae
Exons: 1
Coding region: 1-1242 (413 amino acids)
Source: RefSeq, a predicted model, not a curated record